Hippocampus zosterae (dwarf seahorse) is the source of this 2727-nucleotide messenger RNA. It is a transcript of the gene mid1, whose product is annotated as midline 1. The transcript has 10 exons. The record is from RefSeq and is a predicted model, not a curated record. Gene Ontology annotation, molecular function: protein binding; zinc ion binding. Lineage: Eukaryota; Metazoa; Chordata; Actinopteri; Syngnathiformes; Syngnathidae. The coding region runs from base 317 to 2326 and encodes 669 amino acids.
GCUGUAGGUGGAGCUGGAGCUUUCCUGGAAUUGUCGGGCAACUUUUCCUGUUGUGCUGGCUCCAGUCUCGCUCAAUCAGUUCUGCGGUGGGAUUAAAGGGGAAUGUCGGUCUCGGGAAUCACGGCCGUGCUUCCCACUUUGCCAACGAUGCCUCCCCCGCUCUGGUGGAUGUGAUUUUUUUUUCCUCUCGCUGUUGUGGUCAAAGGUCUUCUUCCUUCUGCAAAAUGAAUCGGCGGUGCAAAGCGGGGCGGAAUCCAUCGAUAGCUGAGCGGCUUCCCUGGAUUUCGCUGCCCUCUUCGCUUAGUUUGGCCUGAAGAUGGAAACACUGGAGUCCGAGCUGACAUGCCCAAUUUGUCUUGAGCUCUUUGAGGACCCGCUUCUCUUGCCCUGCGCUCACAGCCUUUGUUCCAACUGCGCCCACCGCAUCCUGGUGUCGCACUGCACCCCCAGCGAGCCCGUCCAGUCCAUCCGCGCCUUUCAGUGCCCUACCUGCCGCUAUGUCAUCAACCUCAACCAGCGAGGCCUAGAGGGACUCAAGCGCAACGUCACCUUGCAGAACAUCAUCGACCGCUACCAGAAGGCUUCCCUCAGCGGACCCAACUCGCCCAGCCAGCCCCGGCGGGAGCGAGCCGCCCCCGACGGCGGCGCCAUGACGCAGCCCGGAGAGCGGGUGCCGUGUCAGUUCUGCGAGCAGGAGCCCCCCCAGGACGCCGUGAAGACCUGCGUCACUUGUGAGGUUUCUUACUGCGACGACUGCCUCAAGGCCACCCACCCCAACAAGAAGCCUUUCACGGGCCACCGCCUCGUGGAGCCCCUGCUGGACUCCCACAUGCGAGGGGUCAUGUGCGUGGAGCACGAGGACGAGAAGGUCAACAUGUACUGUUUGACGGACGAGCAGUUGAUCUGCGCCUUGUGCAAGCUGGUCGGACGACACAGGGACCACCAAGUCGCCGGUUUGGCGGACCGAUACGACAAACUCAAGCAUGCCUUGGACACCAACCUCAGCAAUCUCAUCAAGAGGACCAGUGAGUUGGAAACUCUGAUGGGCAAACUCAUCCAGACGUGCCAACACGUGGAGAUAAAUGCAUCCAGGCAAGAAAACAAGCUACUGGAGGAAUGUGACCUCCUGAUCAAUAUCAUACAGCAGAGAAGGCAAAUCAUCGGUACCAAGAUAAAGGAGGGAAAGACAGUGCGUCUGAGGAAGCUGGCCCAGCAAAUCGGCAGCUGCAAGCAGUGCGUGGAGAGGUCCACCUCGCUCAUCGCUCAGGCCGACCACACCCUGAAAGAGACGGACGCCUCUCGCUUCCUUCAGUCGGCCAAAAGCAUCUGCGACAGGGUCUCCAUGGCAACAGCGUCCUCUCAGAUCUUGCUGCCUGAAAUAAACCUGAACGACACCUUUGAUACUUUUGCUCUAGACUUCACAAGGGAGAAGAAAAUGUUAGAGACCUUGGAUUAUCUCACAGCGCCAAAUCCGCCGGUAAUCCGCGAGGAAUUAUGCACAGCUUCGUAUGACACAAUCACGGUUCACUGGACGUCAGACGACGAGUUCACCGUCGUGUCUUAUGAACUCCAAUAUGCCAUCUUCACUACUCACGCCAAUGUUGUCAGUUUGUGCAACUCGGCGGACAGCUGGAUGAUCGUGCCAAACAUCAAGCAAAAUCACUACACAGUGCAUGGGCUCCAGUGUGGCACCAAAUACGUCUUCAUCGUUAAAGCCAUCAACCAGGCCGGACACCGCAGUAGCGAACCAGGAAAGCUCAAAACCAACAGUCAACCGUUCAAACUGGAUCCCAAGUCCGCUCACCGGAAAUUGCGUGUGUCCCACGACAACCUGACGGUGGAGAGGGAUGAGACGUCGUCCAAGAAGAGUCACAGCCAGGACCGCUUCACCAGCAACAGCAGCUACGGUGUCACCGGGAACGUUUACAUUGACAGCGGUCGCCAUUACUGGGAGGCUCUCAUUGGAGGAAGCACAUGGUUUGCAGUGGGUAUUGCCUACAAGUCGGCACCAAAGCACGAGUGGGUGGGAAAGAACUCGGCCUCCUGGGUACUAUCCCGCUGUAACAACUCGUGGGUGGCCCGUCACAACAGCAAGGAGACCGCAUUGGAGCCCUCACCGCACCUGCGCCGACUUGGCAUUCUGCUCGAUUACGACUCGGGAUCUCUGUCGUUCUACGAUGCCGUGGGCUCUCAGCACUUGCACACGUUCGACAUCGCCUUCACACAGCCCGUUUGCCCCGUGUUCAAUGUGUGGAAUCGAUGUCUUACCAUCCUCACUGGACUGCCUAUCCCAGACCACCUGGAGGGAAGCGAGUCCAGCAAUUGACUUUGUGUGGACUUUCAUAGGCACAAUAAAUGACUGAAUGUGUUAAUUCCUCAUCCGACCUUUAGAUAAGUUUAAACAAUUCACAUUUUUUAAUUAGUUUUGUGAAACUUUGCACAUGUAUAUACAUUAUUCUGCUGGAUAAUUGUUUCAAAAGGAGAUACCUACUGUUUUAAAUUGCUAGAAUAUGUUAAAUAGCCUGCUUUUUUUUUACUCACCUAAUCUUAAUUUGUGCAUUUGUGUCAAUGUGAUGUAAAAAAAUUGGGAGGAAUUUUUAUGUGUAGUUCGAAAGUUUUUUGAGGGGUGUGUGAUAAUUUACUAUUUUAAUACUGUCUGUGGUUGCAAACUUUUUAGCACUUUGAGGAGAAAAAAAGACUGUCAUAAUAAAAUACAUUUGUAAAUCA